Molecule: messenger RNA, 1141 nt
Organism: Scleropages formosus (Asian bonytongue)
Lineage: Eukaryota; Metazoa; Chordata; Actinopteri; Osteoglossiformes; Osteoglossidae
Product: serine protease 33-like
Exons: 5
Coding region: 78-893 (271 amino acids)
Biological process (GO): proteolysis
Molecular function (GO): serine-type endopeptidase activity
Source: RefSeq, a predicted model, not a curated record
ACCAGUGAGGGUGGUCUCAUAACUGUUUCGCUUACACAGAGUGUCACUCAAACAGCUGUGCCUACAGACUUUGUAAGAUGGCAAAAGUGUUGGGGUUGGUGUUGCUGUCUUACCUACUGCUGGAUCCUGCUGCAGCGGCCAGCAUGCCUCGCUUGACGAGUUCAAUCAUUGGAGGCGAGAAUGCCAAGGAAGGGGACUGGCCCUGGAUGGCUCAUGUCUACGUGGUCACCUCAAACACACACGCCACCGACUGUGGUGGCUCAUUGAUCUCUGAGCGCUGGGUGCUGACUGCAGCCUGCUGUUUCAAACCGUCUUUUAUUAAGGAGGAAUCCGUUGUGAGACUGGGUGCAUAUUGGUUGUCAGAGGAAUCACAGCAUGAAAGCCAAUAUGGUAUGAGAAAAGUAAUUCUCCACCCCAAAUAUUCUGAUUCCUGCAAAGGAAAUGAUAUUGCCCUGGUGGAGCUGGACCGAAAAGCCACCCUCUCCCACUUUGUGAAGCCUGUUGUCUUGGCUAAUCCCAGUCAAGUCUUUGACCAGCACUCUGACUGCAGGGUUACAGGUUGGGGUAUGACUGGAAAGAAUGUCCCACUGAAGGAUCCUGGGGUACUUCAGCAACUGAAACUGCCAGUUGUUCCUACAGCAGUUUGCCAACACUGUUUUCAUAAAGUUCUCCCCACUAUGAUAUGUGCUGGUGUUAAUGGAAAAGUUACCUGGAUGGGAGACACUGGAGGCCCUUUGGUGUGUAAAGUUCAGGGCCAGUGGGUUCAGGCUGGAAUUGUGAGCUUCAGUACUGUAACCCCAGAAAAGAAGAUUUGUGCCCCAUCCUUCUAUACCCGUGUGUCCAGCUUCAGAGAUUUCAUCAAGAACAACACUUUUUUUUCCACUGAAUAUUAGGGCACAAGCCCUGGCUACAGGCUGUUACUGAUACUCACCGCAGUUCCCUUUCCUCGCAUGACUCCAUAUAUUCCUUUCCUAUUACAAGCUUUCUUUCGUCACUCCCCAAUCCACUUCCACUUUCCUCCAUCAUCCUCACUGUGUUUUCCUUUAUUUUUUGGUUUUAAAGUCACUGCUAUGCCAAAUAAGAAGAGGAUUGGCUAAUAAGGGAUGCAUGGCUUUGAUACAUCAAAUAAAUAAAAUAAAAA